Molecule: messenger RNA, 2826 nt
Organism: Eimeria mitis
Lineage: Eukaryota; Apicomplexa; Conoidasida; Eucoccidiorida; Eimeriidae
Product: SET domain containing protein, putative
Exons: 3
Coding region: 1-2826 (941 amino acids)
Source: RefSeq, a predicted model, not a curated record
AUGGUGGGCUCUGAGCGGCCUGCAGGUGAGGCUCUGGCGGCUGUACAGGAGGCAGAGGUGCCUCCUGUGAAGGCGCCGUUGCAUUGCGGUGUAUAUACACCUCCCUGGGUGACCCCGAACCCCGGGGCAGCCCAAGCUCUCUCAGCUCCCCGCAGGCGGCUGUUGAGGCUGCUGCAGAAGCAGCUGCUGCUGCAGCUAGCAGCUAACAAACAAGGGGCAGAUAUAGACCCCCGGCGUAAGCCCCCCCACGCUGCAACCCCUGAGAGUAUCCUCGCCCGCUGGAUUGCUGCUGAUCCGAAGCGGCUGGUUGGUGGAGUGUUCGCUUUGGGGCUGCAUGCAGCCAGCACCUCUCCCUUGACCGGCAGCAAGCCCAGUGCCCCGCAGCAGCCUGCAUUUGGCUCCGCAACAAACCCCACGAGGGGCCGCGCUGCUGCUGCUGCUGCUUCUCCUGCUGCUGCUGCUGCUGCUGCUGCUGCUGCUGCUGCGUCGGACUCCGCUGGAGUGCCUUGUUGUCCGGCUGCAGAAGAGGGAGAGCCUGAGGGAUAUUCGGGCGGUGCAAAAGCAGCAGCAAAAACAGACACAACAGCAGCAGCAACAGCAGCAGCAGCAGCAGCAGCAGCAGCAGCAGCAGCAGCAGUUUCCGUCGAUGCAUUCGAGACAUCUACGACCUGCAGCACCACAAGCAGCACGACAGCGAGCACCAUCGACAACAGCAGCAGCAGCAGCAACAGCAACAGCAGCAGCGGUAGAAGCAGCCGCAGCAGUAGUAUAUUUUCUAAGAAAGCUGGUGGGGGCCCCCUGGGGGCCCCUGGGCGGUGUAUAGGGGCCCCGGCGGUGGCUGGUGAGGAGCGGCAUCAACGGCGUGAUAGAGAGGGUUCAGUAUCUUUACGUACGAGUUGUGUUUUAUGUUUAUCUCCUUUUUCUUCUGUUGGCGGCAGCUUUCUUUGUUCUGUUUGUCUCCUCUCUCUUAAAAACAACAGAAGACCCUGGGCGGCUGAAAGCAGAGGCAGAGGCAGAGGCAGGAGCAGCAACAAGCGCACCCUAGCAGCAGCUUACACCCCUCCUCCUCCUCCCCCCCAGAGAGCUGCGGGGGCUCACAGUACUGGGGGGGGGCUGCGCAGCACCCAGCGGCCCCCGCAGAGCCAGCCUGAGGUGUACGUACACCCCAACACACAACCACCGGAUAUGCGGCAACCUAAACGUCGUUUCAGGCGGCUUGCUUCUGCUGCUUCCGCUGCGCGGCAGAUGCCUCAUCAGCAGGAGCAGCUGCAGCAACAAGGGGAACCACAGCAACAGCAGCACCAGCAGCAGCAGCAGCAGCAGCAGCAACAGCAGCAGCAGCAACAGCAGCAGGAGAGCUGCGCAGGUUCUCCUGGUUGGUGUACUGAGUCGAAUGAUGUAAUUGGAUGGCGGGCGCGUGCAGCAGCAGCAGCAGCAGAAGCAGCAGAGGAUAGCAGCUGGUGGAGUAGCAGCACAGAGGGAGCAGCAGAACCCCCAGUGGUUCCUCCUUUGCUGCUGCCUCUUCUACCUUCUGUAUUCUGUCUGCAUGCACGGCCCUGGCCCCCUCCCCCUGUAAAAAGGCGGCGGCUUCUCUCGAGAAGGCGCAGAGGCAUCGACUGCUUCGUUCCCCCUGCACUGGCUGCGCAGCGACCGCCGUGGGGGUGGGGGCAGAGAGAAACACAAGCGCAGCAGGCUGUGCCCGCCAACACAGCAGCAGCUGCAGCAGCUGCAGCAGCAGCAGCAGCAGCAGCAGCAGGUACAGGCAUAGCUGCAGCGUCGUCGGUUUCUGCAGACUCACAAACACAUUCACAAGCAGCAGCAAAAGCUGCUGAUGCUGCUGCUGAACAGGCAGCAACAGAGGGAGAGUGUAUGGGGGCUGCAGCAGACAACGCCGCUGCUGUUCGCCGCAUAGCAUCUUCUUCUCCUCCCCCUCAUCGUUGCUGCCACUCCUGGCUUACCCCUGACACACACAAAGCAGCAGCAGCAGCAGCAACAGAUACAAGUGCUGGCGGCGUCAAGAGCUUCUGCUGCUGCUCCCCUGCUGCCUCUCCCCAGGGCCCACCCCCUUCUACUGCUGCUGCUGCAGCAGCAGCUUCUGCUGCUGCUGCUGCUUGUGCUGCAGCUGCUGUAAGGGAUAUGGCAGCAGCAGCAGCUGCUGCUGCUACCUUCACGGGGCAGCAGAAACACGAACAGCAAACGCCGCCGUCGAGGUUUCGGCAAAGAUCCUGGAGCGCAGAGUCCAGUAGCAGUGCUGCAGCAACCACUGGACCACCAGCAACGACGACGGCAGCAACAGCAACAGCAACAGCAACGGCUACGGCUGCAGCUGCAGCAGCGGCAGCGGCAGCGACAGCGACAGCAGCAGCAGACGGAUCGGCAGCUAGCCGGCAAUCGAGCUGCUGCAAAUGCAGCACGAACGAAUCAGCAGCAGCAGCAACAGCAGCAGCAGCAGCAGCGGAAACGCUUGCUGCAGUGGGACAUCCUCCUAGCGCAGCAGGAGAGAUCCUGCAUAGAGCAACAGCAGCAGCAUCCUCCUCCUCCUCCUCUUCUUGCAUAUCUGGGGUUUCUGGUUCUGUUCCUUCUCUUUCUUUAUCAUCUGAGAAAGCAGAUGGUGUUUUGUCUACAUCGCAUAUGGCGGCAGACGAGGGUUUGCAUGAGGGUGAAGAGGAUGGCGAGGGUUUAGCUAGGAGUGAAGCAGAUGGGGGAGUAUACAAGGGUACUAUAGACGAGAAGGGUUUAGAAAAUAGUAUAGAAAAGGGAUCACAGAGAAAGGGUUUCAGCAAGGGUUCAGGCAGGUUUGCUGGUUGGUGGUUCCUCUUUGGGUAG